UUCUUUCUUCACCGUUCUCGAUCCAUUUCCAUUUUCUACUAAAAAAAAAAAAUUCAUUUCAUUUCAAUCCAUUUUUUCUUGUUCCGUCUCCGACAAAUGUUUCCCGGCGCCGGCGUUUCCAAGAAGAGGCAGCGCACCACCACCACCGCCGCCGCCGCCGUUAGUCGCCAUUCCUCCACCAUAGCUAACUCUUCAUACUCCGAUAAAACCCUAACCGAAGUCUCUCAAGACCGCCUUCACCGUUCCCCGAGCACCACAAACGCCGCCGGGGACGCAGCCGCAGCUGAAGCCUUCUUCAACGACUCGUCCACCGCGGACGUCGUCCUUCGUCUCUUCAUCGACGCUGUCUCCCCCCUCCAACCCACCUCCUCCCCGACCUCCGCCGACUCCGUCUCGAUCUCCGACCUCCACGUGUACCUCCACUCCUCCGUCCUCCGCCGCUCGAAGUACUUCUCCGCACUCUUAUCCGACCGAUGGAUCUGCCACGUCCACCCUCCUCCGCCACCGGAACACUCAUCCGCCUCCACCACAACUACUUCCGACGAAGAAAACGAGCUCUUCCGCCUCAAUCUCGGAGUUCCUCCCACACCUGGCUCAAUCCGAUCGCAUCUCACGGUGCUUGAGCUUCUCUACACCAACGAUUUCGCUACCGCAAUCGACAGCGCCUCCACUGCGCUCGAUCUCCUCCCGGUGGCUCUAGAACUUCUCUUCGAGGAUUGUGUCAGGUCAUGCGUAGGGUUCCUUGAAGCAGUUCCAUGGACGGAAGAAGAAGAAAAGCGAGUCCUGAGCCUGAUCCCGUUCCUCAGCGAAGAAGAAUCGAAAGAGCUUCUCGCCAGGGUUUCACCGGUCGCAGAAGACUCUUCCGAGCUCAUGCUUGAAGGCCUGAUCUCCUCUGCGAUGAACAAUUACCAGAACACAGCGUUCGUGAAGGCGUUCGUGGCGAAGAUCCUAAGAGAUUUCUCGUCUAAGGAAUCGGCGAAGAGAGUUUUGGAGAAGGCGUUCAAAACGAGCUUGUUGACGGUGAAGGAAUCGUUGGAGGAUUAUUCGAGUCCCGUGUUCAGAGGGGACCAUAACGAAACUGAGGCUCUUCAGAGGUUGAAUCUGCAUAAGGCUUCGACCAAUGGGAAACAUUUGCUGUGGCUUGUGGAGAGGAUGAUUGAGCUGAAGGUGGCUGAUGCUGCUGUCAGGGAGUGGAGCGAGCAGGCCGCUUUCACCGCCGAUCUUCAGAGGGCGUUCCGCGAUGAUGCGUGGAGGAACAUUGUGCCUGGCCUCCCUGCUGUUGUCCUUAGGUGUACUUGUAAGCUCGCUAAUGCUGUUAGUGCUGGCACUAUUCUGGCAUCGAAGCAGGUUAGAAGGAAACUAGUAGAAGAUUGGCUUCCCGUUUUGGUGGUUUGCAAAGAUAAUGUUUCACCAAUAUCACCCAGCAAUAAAUCGCUAUAUCUGGAGCUGGAAGAAACAUUUCUGCGGAUCAUUUCCACACUGCCUAUGUCUGAUGCUCAGGAACUGUUGCAGCGGUGCCUAAGCUUUUCAACCCGAAACGUUGAAGAUUGUCCUCACUUGGUGACAGCAUUCAACACCUGGUUCAGGCGUGCCGCCCAACCUCUGAAACCAGAUAGCUCUUUUGAUCAAUAAGAGACAUGUUUCCGUUGCUUGCACCUUCUUUUGGUUGCCUUCUUGUCAAUAUUGUGUAUAUGUCCAUGUCCAUAACUAAUUCAUGUUCAGGAAGUUGAACAUUAACAUUGUACAUAUGAAGUAAAUCCAGCUCAGUCCUUGCAGCGAUUCUGGAGGUGUUAGCCUAGUUCUUUGAUGCAAAGGGUUUAGUAGGUUAUGGGUUAAACUGUGCAUAGGAAACUACAAGUCCAAAAUGAAAAUAGGACCCGUGAUUUUACCCAUUUCAAAUAAGUUGGUGUUUUCUAGCUUUGAAUAGAGAACAGUUUGAAGAUAAUCCGAUUCUAAAUUAAGUAUUUCAAGUUUGCAACCUUGAAAAGAAACUACUUUUUUGUUUCUCCGUUGCAGAUCUUAGCUCAAUUCACUUGUAUAUCUGUGGGUUUCAUGAAUGACUAGAAGCUAGUUAAUAACGUGACUGGCAUAUAUUAAUUUAAACUGAAGAAUGUUACUGUGGUUUUGAUGUGA
Molecule: messenger RNA, 2133 nt
Organism: Arachis stenosperma
Lineage: Eukaryota; Viridiplantae; Streptophyta; Magnoliopsida; Fabales; Fabaceae
Product: BTB/POZ domain-containing protein At3g05675-like
Exons: 2
Coding region: 97-1632 (511 amino acids)
Source: RefSeq, a predicted model, not a curated record